Molecule: messenger RNA, 1172 nt
Organism: Rhodamnia argentea
Lineage: Eukaryota; Viridiplantae; Streptophyta; Magnoliopsida; Myrtales; Myrtaceae
Product: beta-1,4-xylosyltransferase IRX9-like
Exons: 3
Coding region: 126-1172 (348 amino acids)
Biological process (GO): plant-type secondary cell wall biogenesis; glucuronoxylan biosynthetic process
Cellular component (GO): Golgi membrane
Molecular function (GO): galactosylgalactosylxylosylprotein 3-beta-glucuronosyltransferase activity; xylosyltransferase activity
Source: RefSeq, a predicted model, not a curated record
GCUCCUUUUGCCCAUAAGAUAUUCUGGAUGACUGGUGUGGUGCAUCAAACCUCAUUGUCAGACUGUUAGUUUAUUUCUGCCUCAAAGCUCAAGAUUCUAGUGACUCUCAACUUGUUUUUGCAGAGAUGGGAUCCGUGGAAAGAUCAAAGAAGAAAGCCCAAUAUUGGCAAAGAGCCAUUCUCCGUUUCUCUGUAUGCCUGGUUAUCGGUUUCUUCGCAGGCUUCGUUCAGACAAUUAAGGCCUCCACUUUUGCCGGUCGUGUUGCUGGUACCUCAGAUAAAGCGGAUUUCUCUCCUCAGACAGCGCUGAAAUCUAGGAUAAGCAUCGUCAACGCAAGUUCGAAAACCGAGAAACUGGCCGUGGCAGCUGUAGCUGGAGGAGAGGAUGAGUUACAGGAAGAAGAAGAAGAGGUAGUCAAAUUGAUUCCAAGAAGACUCCUCAUAAUUGUCACACCCACAAGGACAAAAGACAAGUUUCAAGGGGUGUUCCUAAGAAGGUUGUCCCACACCUUGAGACUUGUUCCUGCGCCAUUGCUCUGGAUCAUUGUGGAGCGGCAAUCCGAAUCCAAUGAAGUAUCGGGAAUACUCAAGAACACCGGCAUUAUGUACCGGCAUUUGGUCUCCAGGGAGAACUUCUCCGACCCGGAAGCAGAAACCGAUCAUCAGUUCAACGUUGCUCUACGGCACAUCGAGCACCACCGGAUAAGCGGGAUCCUCCAUUUUGCGAUGACUUCGAAUGCUUAUGACUUGGACUUCUUUGAGGAGCUCAGGGAGAUAGAGGUGUUGGGGAAGUGGCCAGUGUGCAAACCUACUUCACAAGCUAGAGGUUGGCAUUAUGAUGGCGACCAGAGCAAUGACACAGACCCAAGGCCUCCAUUGAUGAUGAUUCAUCCUUCAAGUUUUGCAUUCAACAGUUCGAUUCUGUGGGACCCCGAAAGAUGGGGUCGAUCUUCAUCAUCCGCUCAUCCCACCGCCGUCACGGCCAAUGCCGCCCAGGAUCUGUUGAAGUUUAUGAAGCAAAUUGUCCUUGAGGACGACACGAAACCAAAGGGUGUUCAAGCAAUAGAUUGCUCCAACAACAUGGUCUGGCAUCAGGAAAUCCAGAUUGAUGUCGGGAUGUCGAAAAUCGAACAGUUACGAGGAAAAUCCAAAGACGUGCAACCGAAGCAUUGA